Ruditapes philippinarum (Manila clam) is the source of this 3362-nucleotide messenger RNA. RefSeq lists its product as uncharacterized. The transcript is spliced from 3 exons. The record is from RefSeq and is a predicted model, not a curated record. Lineage: Eukaryota; Metazoa; Mollusca; Bivalvia; Venerida; Veneridae. The coding region runs from base 70 to 696 and encodes 208 amino acids.
AGGGAUGAAAUUUUCAGUUUUCUGGAUGGUUUUUUCGCCGACGACAAGGUCUGUUUAAAUGGAUUGAAAAUGUUUUUGAAAUGUCCUGACGUCAAUGCAGAAAAUGACCUUGCAGGCCUCAUGAAAAAUGAUUCCAGGAGACUAAUGCCAGACUGCAGGGAGGAAUUACAAACGGCAAAUUUCUUCGCAAAGGUAGCCGAAUGUUUUCAGAGAGAGAAAUACAUUGGACAGACAGAGCUUAAAAAGUUAGGUAUUCAAGUCAAUGAACUUACGAGACUUUGCUUUGAAAAGGAUAUUUUAAUGAUACUCGGAGAAGGGGAUUCUGAGCUUGCACAAAAGAUCAAAACAGAUGUAGAAAAAUGGAACAUCAAAAUGGAUCUUGAAUCCGAAGUUGGAAUUGGACUCAAGUUCUCAAGUUUAAAUGAUGCCUUUGAUAAAUACGUGUUCGUAUUUGUCAUUGUAACCAACAAUCUGAGAGAUGACGAGAUUAGAAAGUAUCUAUGUGAAGGGCAGUUACUGGAAUCUUUAUGCGAAAAGAAAGAGAGAUUGAUACCAGUCAAAAUAAAAGGAAACCAGUAUAACGACCCCGUCUACCGAGGAAUCAAACCAUGGAAAUACAAAAAUGAUCAGUCAAUAUAUAAUUUGGUUGCUCUUGUACAAAAAAGUACACAAAUGGUGUUUCCAUCAAUCAAUUAACCAUCAACAUCAUACAAAGACGCUGCGUAGAUGACAUUAUUUGUGAAAUAGUUGAAAAUAAUAAACAUUUUUUACGAACGGGCCUUACUAGUAUUUGAAAAGCACCCUUUAAACUUAAUGAAAACAAUACAAAACACUUUUCAAGAAAUAUCGACAUUUGAAAAAGAAGAAUGCAAAAUAGAUUUUGUUUUUCGAAACAUAAUAGGCUGAUUGCAUAUGUCUAGUUUAAAUUCAAACCCGAGUUAAAACAACUUGAGUUUAACCGAUACCAUUUGCAAAAAAAACAAUGUAACUUAUACCGGGCUUUAACUGGGAUGAAUUGCAUAAUAAUAUGAAUGACUUAAUCUGAGUUUAGUUUAAGUCGAAAACAUUGGAAAAAGUAAUUAAACCAACUUUUGUGUAUCUGUGUUUUACGCUGAAUUUAACACAUGUUUGUUCAUAUCUGGGCAAUCGAUCUACAUUACCGGCUUUCUUACCAGUAUUUGGCAUUUAACAUCACAUUGUGGACCUCUACAAAAGUUACAUAAAAUACCCCUGGGGCCAGAAUUUGUCCGGCCCCUGGGGUCACUUAAUUUCAUAUAGACUGAUAUAAGUUAAUACAUUCAUUACUUCUUUUGUGAAACUGCUUUUUCCAAAACAUAUUUAUUUUGCAUGUAGCAUAAUCUUUGGGGUAUUUUGUUAAAGUGUUUUUUUUUCUCAUUUAUUUUUCAAGCAUAAUAUACAGACAUUCAAAUAAUCUUUAAGGCUCUUUGGGAUAGCUGACAUUAAUUGAUGAUAUUUUAAAUAAUCUUGUGUGUCAAGAUUUAGAUUUGUUUUGCUGUUUCAAAUUUAUAAAAGGCCUUUGUACGAAAAUCAGAGUUUUUCUAUAUAAUGUGUGCAUUUUUCAUGCCAUUUUGCCAGUAAAUUAUAUUGUUGUACUUUUAUCUCAGUAUUGUUCCAUAUGAUAUGUUUUCUAACUUCAUUUCUAUUUAUGUUAGAGGAUUUUACUACAGAAAACUAUGUAAUUAAGAAAUCUCUUAGAAAUGUAUUUGUUUUACAGAUUCGUGAAACACCAUUGAAACAUGAUUACAUUCAAAAAUAAAUUUACCACCUAAUGGUUUUAAUAUAUUCUCAAAAUAUUUAGUAUUAGACCAGAUAUAUUUCCAAAUUCAUGUAUGACUUUCAUUAGCUUUUCAAUGCACUGAAAUGUUUUCUUCAAGGCACUUUGGGAUAGCUGAGAUUAAUUAAUAGCAAACUAUUUUGAGUUGGGUUUUUUUGGGUUUUUUCAUUUCCUUCAACAUGGAUAGCCUUUGAUCUUUUUAAUAAUCCAUUUAUUUUAUUUUCAUAUAAAUUUUCUAAUUCAUUAUAUUUCAUGGAUAUUAUUUCUAGUACAUCUUUUUCAUCCUUGUUAUUGGUAUUAUAAUUAUUAUUAUUAUUAAUUUUAUCUAUUGUUUGAUGUGCAUGGUUUAGAUCAGCUAAUCCUUUAAUUUAAAGUGUUUUCUAAUUGAUUUUCAGUUUGUUAAGUGUUAUUUAUCAUGCCCCUGGAUAAAAAAAAUGGACCGACCCUGGAAGCCACUUAGUUGAAUGUUGACCUGUAUUGUAAAAUAUCUCAAAGAAACGUUUCGGAAACUUUAGUGCCUAAAGCUUAGAUACUUGGCAUUCAGAGUCACCUUGUUUUAUAAAUCAAGCUCCUGGAGUAAAAAUAAGUCCCGCCCCUUGGUUAAAUAAGAAAAUACAUAUGAAUAUUUUGUGGAAAACAUUGUCAAAUAUUAUUACUGUUUUGGGGAUUUUUGACAUAAUGACUGAAAAUAAAUUUUGUCUCAAUGAAUGUUCAGGGGUUAGGGGAUAGCCAAAAAAGAAAAGAUUCAUGUAAUUACUUAAAAGGGAAAAAUACAACGUGCAUUAUUUACAAGAUACACAUUUUACUAAUAAAGAUUUUAAUUAUAUCCGUUCGCAGUGGGGAUAUGAAUGUUAUUUCAGUAAUUAUAAUAGUCAAUCUAGAGGAGUAGCAAUAUUUAUUAAUAACAAUUUUGACUUUAAAUUUAAAAGUCUUGAAACAGAUCAAGAAGGUUAUUUACUUUUUAUACAUGCAUGCAUUUCAAAUAUUGAUAUCACUUUAAUUUGUAUAUACGGACCAAAUAGAGAUGACCCUAUCUUCUACAAUAAUAUAAAAGAGAAAAUUUUACAGUUUGAGAACCCAUGUAUACUGGUAGGAGACUUUAAUAUGAUGUUAAGUCCAAAUAUGGACCGCUUUAAUUAUUAAAACAUAAAUAGCCCUAAGGUCAGGGAAGUUGUUUUAGAUAUGAUAAUUGAAUGUUAUUUAAUUGACUGCUGGAGGGAACAAUUUUUAGAAAAAAGGCAGUAUACUUGGUUUAAAAGAAACCCUAUAAAAAAGCUAGGCUUGAUUUUUUCUUAAUCUUCAAUAAUCUUUUUACAGAUAUGAGUAGUGUUGACAUUGUGCCAGGUUAUAGAACAGAACAGAAAGUUUAUUUUGACGUAUACAAAGUACAUAGUCAAUUACAUAAUACAUUCAUUCAUACAUACAUAUAUACAAUCACAAAAUCAAUGGAUAGUCUGCAAAUUUCUUGAAGGUGAACAGUUUAAUCUAUUUUGUUUCCUUCACUAUAGGAUUUGACAUAAUCAGUUUAACAUAUAUUACAUAGUUUAAUAUUGAGUUACGAACAUGU